AGUCACCAUAGAUAACAUAGACAAAUAUUGCAAUGUCAAAAUCACCAAGCCGAGCCGCUUGUCAAUUGUCAUCGAUGUCAACAUUGCUAAAUCAACUAAAAGAAAGAAGAAAUUUCUAAACGGUUUCAUCCACAAACGUUGUUUCUUUACUGAAGAGAAUUAUAUACCAUGGCUGGACCUAUACAGGACGUUGUAGAAGAAGAUGCAGCAGAUUUGCAGUUUCCCAAAGAAUUUGAAAAUGCAGAAACCUUACUAAUAUCAGAAGUUGACAUGUUGCUGGAACAUAGAAAAGCCCAGAAUGAGUCUGCGGAGGAGGAACAAGAAUUCUCUGAAGUUUUUAUGAAAACCCUGACAUAUACUAACAUGUUUAAAAAGUUUAAAAAUAAAGAAACUAUAGCUGCAGUCAGAAACCUUCUUCAAUCGAAGAAACUGCAUAAGUUUGAAGUGGCAAGUUUAGCAAAUCUGUGCCCUGAGACACCAGAGGAGGCUAAAGCUCUGAUACCAUCAUUAGAAGGAAGAUUUGAAGAUGAAGAACUAAGAAUACUGUUAGAUGAUAUACAGACCAAGAGAAGUUUACAAUAUUAGACAAUGAUUUAAUUAUUUAAGUUUUAUAUACUAAG
Molecule: messenger RNA, 620 nt
Organism: Spodoptera exigua (beet armyworm)
Lineage: Eukaryota; Metazoa; Arthropoda; Insecta; Lepidoptera; Noctuidae
Source: the annotation of a GenBank genome assembly